Molecule: messenger RNA, 3582 nt
Organism: Rhizophagus irregularis DAOM 181602=DAOM 197198
Lineage: Eukaryota; Fungi; Glomeromycota; Glomeromycetes; Glomerales; Glomeraceae
Source: RefSeq, a predicted model, not a curated record
AAAUAAAAGAGAAAUAUCACGUGUAAGUAGUUAAGAGAAAUUACAUUGUUGAUUUCAACGGUUUUGUUCUUUUAUAUAUCACGAAUGUUGGAUUAAAAGUAUAUGUUCAAUCAUAACAAUAAUAUCAAAAAUAGAAAUAAUUAACAAUUGUUACAUUUUGGUGCGAAAAUUCUGCAUGCACAAUGUCUGGAAGAUAUCAUAAAUAAAUAUUGUAAAAUAUUCUAAAUGUCGCAACGUUCAAUAAAACUAUUUUUUUGAUUAUAAAAGAAAGGUUUUGUAUCCUUCGUCAUGCAAAACUUGAAUGAUAACGACAAAUCUUUAUCUAUAGCGGACAACGAGAAUAUUACUAGUAACCCAAGUGAAACCAUAAAACUACCCGAAAAAAACUCUACAGAUACAGCUUUGAACUUAGACUCCGAUUUUAAAAAUAUAGAUUCAACUGAAGAGCCACCUAUUCCCGAUAGUUCUUCCUCUGCUUCAUACCAACCAACUUCAGUAACACCACCAACACCAGCAAUGACGGUUACAACGAAAGCAACUACAACUUCUACCACAACGACGAUUUCGAGACAACCAGAUAAAAAAUCUAAAUAUGGCUUUAUAUCUAACUUACUAAGUAGCAACAGUUCUUCCAAUUCUGUGUCUACAACGUCGUCUGGUACAGAUGUUUCGAAAAAAAAAUCAAGUUCAAUGGACUCUGGAAUUAGAUUCAAGUUAUUUAAGUCUUGGAAUAAUAAUACACAAGAUAAUGAAUAUAAGAGUAUAGAAAAAGCCUUGGCGAGAUUUCAAUCCAAGGAUCGUCAUAAAGUGGAUGUUAUAAAAUCAGUUUUAAUUCCUUGGCUCAAAAAAUAUAUAACAAUAAACGCAACAGACAAAGGUUUACAACAUGGCCGAGUCAUUUUGUUAAAGUGGUGGAAUAUAUUAAUUUCAAAUCUACCUAAUGCGGCGUAUACAGAUCGAACCCUUUAUUUUGAAUGUAUUUUAUCGUUAAUGACUAGAAACGAGUUUGAAUUUUUCGACCGGAUAGGAUCAAUUCCUCAACUUGAUACUGCAGACACAUACAUGGAAAUUCCUAUUAAUACCAUAAUAACAUAUCGUGCUGCUUUAAUGUCAACUUUACAUUACGCGAUUGAUAGACUUAAUCAAAAAGGCGUUUACUCGAACGUAAUUUCAUUUUGUGCGCGUGUUUUAGCUUUAUGUUUUUUCAAAAUUCCUGGUGUUGGAUUUGCUUUAUUGCAAGCAUUGCCGGUAAGUAAAUCACACAUCAAGCGAAUACUAAAGGAGACAGCCGGUGAAGAAGAUUCUAGUCCCGAACGUAUGAAAGAACAGAACGAAAAAAUUUCUGCUUUGUUUCCAGAACAUUUAAAAAUUUUGUGCUUCUUAAAUUUAAGAUCAUGGUGGCGACAGUUUGAAAAUGCAAAACGUAUUUGGGGUGAGCCACCUAUAGAAAUGAGUGGUAAUUGGAUAAGGCGUUGGCAGAGUGACGAUAGUGAAUUGUUCUUUUCGUUCUAUAAAUACUAUCAUGUCGUGCUUAAAUCUUACCUCGCGUCGCAUUUCACUCGAUCGGUCAAAACUGCGACUCCACCGUUUGAGUUUAUUACUGCACCGGGUUAUAUUCAUCUUGCAUCAUUUUUCCUUCUCAAGAUUGAAUCUCUUAUCCAUCGUAAUAUUCAUACGAUCACGACAGUGAUUCAAUUUGAACAUCCAAGAGGAGGCGGAAAUACAAAUAGUGUUAUACAAGGAGGUAAUGGAAUAUCAAAUGGAAUGAAUCCUAAUGCAACGGCUAUUGGAAUGGGUUCGAUUACAAACACUAGCAUUGACGGUGGUAUAGUAGCUAAUGCAGAAGCAAACGGAAGUGUAGCUUUAGGGGGAGGAGUUACUGUUGGUGCAAUAGGCGUCAAUAGUGGGAAACCAAAGGUUUUGGAGAUGGCGGGCCGACGUUUUGUUGAAACUAUGGUUUCUAUUGUCGACAAUGGGUUUUUCCAAGAAAUGUGUAACAUUUGGAUUAAAGCUGUAGUUAAGAAGACAAAUAUGUAUGAUGUGGAAGGCGUAUUUUGUCUAUUAGAUUUUAUUGAUACGUUAAUUAUUGAAUUGGAUAAUAGGGACAAUAUUAUUUCUUCAGAAUCUAUGAUUUCACAUUCGGUUAGCUUAGAUAACACAGAAAGUUCUCGAUUCAUUGCACCAAAUCUCAUAAACAUACUUGAUGUCCCUUUUUAUAUUUCCCUUAUUAAACUACUACUCGAACAAUCAGACCAUUCCAUUACCAUUCUAAGAACAAUAAGCUUUAUUUAUACGCACUUUUUCCUUUUAACGUCACAAGCCGCUUACCUUAAACAAUUAGUUAAAGAAAUACUUUUGGACGAGAUGUUUGAAAUAUUAUUUUGUCAUUGGUCAAGAAAUGUCAGAAUAUAUUAUAUGCGUUUAUUAGUAUGGCGUUUAGGAAGAAUUGGAGGUGGAGUCGGAAAGCAUGAUGAUAAAAAAGAAGAAGUUAAUGACAGUGGUAUAAUUAUUGAGGAUAAUGAAGAAAUAGUUAUUGAUAUUUUAGUCGCAUUGCAAAGUCGUCUAGAAAAUGUGCGACAGUAUCACGAAUUUCUAUCCAAUUAUACAGGAGACAUGAGGGAUAUAGAACAAGCUUUUAAAGCAAAACUGGCUGAACCAACUGUUGAAUCAAUUACUGAAUCAACGGUUGAAGGCAAUUCAAACAAAGCUGAUAGUAGUAAUAACGAAGAAGUGCAAAAUCAGCAAAUAGUUGAGCCUCGGAAUAUUUCUUCUUCUUCAUCCGUUUUAUCUGUCUCGACUUCGACUUUAUCAUCGUCUUCACCAAACAAGAACCGCAGGUCGAGACUGUCAUUUAAGGAAUUCGCUGCAUUACAACAAUCGUCUGGCAAAGAAAUGUCGACAGCGGCGUGUUUUGUCCGUUGGAUUUUUCCAAAUGGAUCACACAGAUCUUCCGGCUCUCACAAAUCGAAUCAAAAACAAAUAUCGUCUACGUUGACAACAACACCACAAAUUCCUACACGCAUAAGAAGUAAAGCAAUGAUACAGCCCUUAGCAAGGCAGUAUGCUACUCAUAGACAUACUUAUGCAGGAAAAGCGAUUGUAGAGUACGAAGCUGUUAAUCAAGAAUAUGCUGAAUGGUGUGCACAAAUUGCAAUUAUUGAAAAAGGAAAUUUAGGCGAUGGUAAUGGUGUCAAUAAUAACAUUGAAACAAAUUCUAUGACGGUCAGAUUCCCAGGUUUGGCAGUGGAAUAUCCGAAAUAUUUUGGAAAUGGGUUCGGAAAUUCUCCAUUGAUGUGAGAUCGAAUCAUCAUUAUAAACAUUGUAAAUUUAUUUUUUUUAUUUUACUUUUUUCUAUUUUUUUUAAUUUUAUUUAUAGAACAUUUUUUUUUAUUUAAUAUUAUUGUUUUAAAAUUCAGAGUUCACAAAAAUUUUAGUUAAAUGAGGACGGGAAAAAAUGUAUUUAUAUUCAUAGACUAAAUAAUUAUAAAUUUUUUUUUUUAUGUUUCAACAAAAAAAUAACUAAAUUAAAACAAAAAGAUUUUUAAACUAAAAUAUUUCAAAUAUAUAUAUUAUUUAUUAAAA